AGAAUUUACGGUCAACUAUUUAUACUUAAUUAAUAUCAAUGCUUUGUGGAAAUUAUUAUAAAAAUUAACAAGUUGUUGCCUUUAGAUUCAAAGUUAGUAACUUGAAUCUCAUGAUUCGUUGUUGGCUCCUCAGAAAGUUGAAGAUCGCAAAACGGAAAGAAAAACAACUUGAAGUCAAGUAGUUUACUACACUGAGGUUAGUACUGUACUUCCAUUUUGUCUUUUUCCUUCAACUGUAUAUCAAUCAACAACAAUGUUACACCCUUUACUUGAUCUGAAUCACACCAACUUUCUCUAAUCAUCUCAAGUUCCAUUUUUUAUAGGACCUUUUGAUUUAUUUUCAAGCUUUAUGUCUAAAAUUCACUGACUUGGGAACUCAUACAUGCAACUCAGUAUUUGGGACAUUGAAGUUCAUUUUCGGAGAAAAUUAUGAUUGAAGUGAUUUUGGGGUUAUAUUAGUUUUGACAAGUUAACAUGUUUCAAUGUUUUCAUGAGUUAUGUCAUAUGGGAAACCGUAGAUUGCUUUUUCUGUUGGCAGCACUUGGUGUUAAUUAUUUACUGUUUCAGUCAAUUUUGGUUCCAUAUGCUAUGGUGGAGAAAGUGAAUAUUCCCAUUAUUGAAGAAGAUGAAGGAAUGCAUAAUUAUGCAAAUAGUAGUUUAGUCUUUGAUGGUAUUUCUGAACUUGAGAAGAAAGAUGUUGGUAAAAACAAUAGCUUAGAGUUGGAUAAUGUAGGUUCCAAGGAAAGUUUCAUGGCAAUUUUUGCCAAGGAAAGUAAAGUUGACUUUCCGGUGAAGCGGUUUUUCGAGGCAAAAAGGGGAAUUUCUACAAUUUCUCUGUUGGAAAAAAGUAAAAAUGUUGAUUUUGGUACCUCGCAGAGAACAACUUCAUCGACUAAUUCGACUCAUCUUGAAAAAUCUCCUCAGAAGAUUAAAUUGUUUGCCUCAGGUAAAAGUACUGCAGCUAACGUUACCGUGAGAAAGAUGAGGUGUAAUAUGCCUCCUAAGUCAAGAAUGUUGAUACAUGAGAUGAACCAUUUACUAGAGCGCCGCCGUGUUUCUUCUCGUGCAAUGAAACCAAGGUGGUCAUCCAAACUUGAUAUGGAAAUUCUUGCUGCAAGGUCAGAGAUUGAGCAUGCUCCUACAGUAACACAUGACAAGGAACUCUAUGCUCCUCUCUUUCGCAAUCAUUCUAUGUUCAAAAGGAGCUAUGAACUGAUGGAACGCACACUCAAAGUAUAUAUAUACAUGGAAGGAAAUAAACCGAUCUUUCAUCAACCCAUACUUAAGGGACUAUAUGCCUCAGAGGGUUGGUUUAUGAAAUUGAUGGAGGAAAAUAAGCAAUUCGUUGUGAAGGAUCCUGCAAAGGCUCACCUGUUCUAUAUGCCAUUUAGUUCGCGUAUGUUAGAAUUCUCCGUUUAUGUACGUAACUCUCAUAACCGGACAAAUCUCCGUCAGUAUUUGAAGGAAUACACAGAUAAAAUUUCAGCAAAAUAUCGAUACUUUAACAGAACUGGUGGUGCUGACCAUUUUCUUGUUGCUUGCCAUGAUUGGGCUCCAUAUGAAACGAGGCACCAUAUGGAAUACUGCAUAAAAGCCCUCUGUAAUUCUGAUGUAACUCAAGGCUUUAAAAUAGGACGAGACGUUUCUCUUCCAGAAACUAUGAUCCGGUCGGUACGAAAUCCUCAGAGAGAUCUAGGUGGAAAACCUCCUCAACAAAGAACCGUUCUUGCCUUCUUUGCUGGAAAUAUGCACGGAUAUCUGCGCCCGAUAUUGCUAAAGCACUGGAAGGACAAAGACCCUGAUAUGAAGAUAUUUGGUCCAAUGCCUCAUGGUGUUGCAAACAAAAUGAAUUACAUCCAACACAUGAAGAAUAGCAAAUACUGCAUAUGCCCUAAAGGGUAUGAAGUCAACAGCCCUCGGGUGGUUGAAGCCAUGUUUUACGAGUGCGUACCUGUGAUCAUAUCUGACAAUUUUGUGCCGCCGUUUUUCGAGGUUUUAAAUUGGGAUGCAUUCUCAUUAAUCCUUGCAGAGAAAGAUAUUCCAAACUUGAAACAAAUACUUCUUUCAGUGCCUGAAGAGAAGUAUCUCAAGCUACAACUUGGUGUCAGAAGGGUUCAAAAACAUUUUCUCUGGCAUACAAAACCUUUGAAGUAUGACCUCUUUCACAUGACCCUUCACUCAAUUUGGUAUAAUAGAGUAUUUCAAAUAAAUGUGAGAAAAUAAUGGAUACGAGCCCUCUGAACUAGAAAGCAUAAGCAUAUCUGCAUAUGUGGCUAAAGAACUUAGGAAAACAAAUGAAGACUUAAUUAUGAGAGACACUGCUUCUUGAGCUGUAUAGGGAAUAAGAACUCGAGAAGAAAAAAUAUGGUAGGAACUAGUCAUUUGUAUUCAAUGUCCUAGUUUUGUUGUUAGUCCUGAUUCCCUGAAUGAGUCAAAAAGGAAAUGUUCUAGAUCAUGUCAAUGCACUUAAAGUUACAGCCUUACAGGGUGUUGUGAGAUUCAUACAAAGAAAACAGAACAAAACAUUUUUAUCGGUGAA
Molecule: messenger RNA, 2539 nt
Organism: Trifolium pratense (red clover)
Lineage: Eukaryota; Viridiplantae; Streptophyta; Magnoliopsida; Fabales; Fabaceae
Product: probable glycosyltransferase At3g07620
Exons: 4
Coding region: 475-2223 (582 amino acids)
Molecular function (GO): glycosyltransferase activity
Source: RefSeq, a predicted model, not a curated record